Molecule: messenger RNA, 2743 nt
Organism: Triticum aestivum (bread wheat)
Lineage: Eukaryota; Viridiplantae; Streptophyta; Magnoliopsida; Poales; Poaceae
Product: peroxidase 1
Exons: 3
Coding region: 1539-2477 (312 amino acids)
Biological process (GO): response to oxidative stress; hydrogen peroxide catabolic process
Molecular function (GO): heme binding; peroxidase activity
Source: RefSeq, a predicted model, not a curated record
UUCUCAACCCAAAGGCCCAAAGCAUCCCUAGGUGUACAUACGCGUGAGAAAAAAAGAUUACAUCCAGAUCCAGCCGUGAGAUCGUGUAGUUAAUUCCCUAAUCCUUCCCGUAAUUACGUUCCUGCCUUCUAGGUCUGUGCUCUCCCUCCAUACGUACGUCUUUGCGCCGCCGUCGCCGUCGCCGUCACCAGUCGCGGCAUAGCCUGCCGCUGCUUCCGCCGUUCUGGUUGUUGCACAGCCGCACAUGGCAGAGGGCACUACAUUCUCCCGGGCAAUUGAGGGAGAUCACAACUACUCGUCUGCUACAGCGCGUCACACAUCAACAGAUUGACUUCGAAAGAAUUCUGGUAUAUAGUAUUCCUUCCGUUCCUAAAUAUAAGUCUUUGUAAAGAUUCCAAUAUAAACCACGUACGGAUGUAUAUAGAUGCAUUUGAAGGAUAGAUUCACUCAUUUUAUUCCGUAUGUGGUCUAUAAUGGAAUCUCUAUAAAGACUUUUAUCUAAGAACGGAGGGAGUAAUCCUGAGUCAUUACAAUUUGUUUCAAAUCAAUGAUUUUAUUUACUAAUUAGGUAAGAUUGUAAUUUACAAAUAUAGUUUCACUUCUUGUUUACAAAUAUAGAUUCAUUGUAAAAGCUCAUUGUUUCGAAAUAUUACUUAGAACACAAAUCCACUUGAGGAGCAAGCUAUUCUGCACGAUAAUUUGAACCCAUGUUAUUAUCAAACAUAUAUUUUCAUUCAUAUCAAUUCUACUUUUGAGACUAUUUUUUUUGUGUGUGUUGUGUGUAUCAGAAACGAUUAUUAUCGUUCUCGCCCCCCUUAUGCCUAAAUCCUGGCUCCGCCCCUGGGCGUGGGCAACCCGGCAGUCGAACCGGGCUUGGCCUCACUUUCCUCUCAGAAGCUCGGAAAAGGCUAUGAAAUGAUUGUUUUUUUAGAUCUUUCCUCUCAGUACUGUCUCAGCUGCCGAAUUAUCUCGUGUUGGCCGAAGGCGACGGGAGCGCAAGAUGACUGCGCACCGGUCAAAACGAGCGUGAAUCGCCUUGGAACAACGCCGACUCCCCACCACUAUUCGUACGUAAGGUCAAAUGGUUGGUGUCCACGCACACAUGGCUCCAGGCGCCCGCUAGCAUGGAAAUGAUGAAAAAAGAGAGAUCGUUCCAUGUUUUGCCGAUUUUUGCGUGAUAAACGCCAAGAGAGAUCGCUCAAGUUGGCCCUGUUGCAAGGAAAAUUCAGGUGUUGGUGUUGGCGGUAGCGGCUCAAGCUGGAAGCUGCCUUGAAUACGCCAAGAGAGAUCGCUCAAGCAGGAAGCUCGCGGUAUACCCGAUCGAACAGGUGUCGGAGACUAACGUUGGACUAAUGGGACCUAAAUUUUGGAUGAGCUGACCGGGAUCGAUCUGCAGGUGCACGUGAGCUAAAUCUUUGUCUAUAAAUAUGCAUGCGAUGCACCACUCUCUUGCACAAUCCACUAAGCACCACCACUCCACCACCACCAGGUAGCUAGUAAGCCGGCGUAGCUUUGCUCUUGUAGCUAGCUAGCUAACCAUGGCCGCCUCUGCCUCUUACCUUUCUCUGGUGGUGCUCGUGGCUCUGGCCGCCGUGGUGUCGGGGCAGCUGUCGCCGACGUUCUACGACACAUCCUGCACAAGGGCCCUGGCCACCAUCAAGAGCGGCGUCAUGGCCGCCGUGAGCAGCGAUCCUCGGAUGGGCGCGUCGCUGCUCCGGCUGCACUUCCACGACUGCUUCGUCCAAGGCUGUGACGCGUCUGUUCUGCUUUCUGGCAUGGAACAAAACGCUCUCCCGAACAACGGGUCACUGCGGGGCUUCGGCGUCAUCGACAGCAUCAAGACACAGAUCGAGGCCAUCUGCGCCCAGACCGUCUCCUGCGCCGACAUCCUCACCGUCGCUGCCCGUGACUCCGUUGUCGCCCUCGGAGGGCCAUCAUGGACAGUCCCUCUGGGAAGAAGGGAUUCCAUAGAUGCAAACGAGGCGGCGGCAAACAGCGACCUCCCAGGCCCUACGUCUAGCCGGUCAGAUCUUGAGCUGGCAUUCAGCAACAAGGGCCUCCUUACGGUCGACAUGGUGGCCCUCUCCGGCGCGCACACCAUCGGCCAGGCGCAGUGCGGGACCUUCAAGGACAGGAUCUACAACGAGACUAACAUCGACACGACCUUCGCCACAUCUCUCCGGGCCAACUGCCCCCGGUCCGGCGGCGACGGCAGCCUGGCGAACCUCGACACGACGACGGCCAACACGUUCGACAACGCCUACUACACCAACCUCGUGUCACAGAAGGGGCUCCUGCACUCGGACCAGGUGCUGUUCAACAACGACACCACCGACAACACCGUCCGGAACUUCGCGUCCAACCCGGCAGCGUUCAGCAGCGCGUUCACGACGGCCAUGAUCAAGAUGGGCAACAUCGCGCCGAAGACGGGGACGCAAGGGCAGAUCAGGCUCAGCUGCUCCAGGGUGAACUCGUGAUUGAAUGACGAGCUACUACCUAAUACCUGGUCGGCAGCGCUCGCCAGCACAGACACCUGAUGAAUGAAUAAGGCCACAGAACCAAUGGCCAAUAUAAAUACCAGAACUUGAAAUGUGUAUUUUAUGUACGAGCAGCAGCAAAUCAUGCAUGCAUCCACAUAUUAUGUAACAAUCGAAUUCCCACUUUCUCAUGCAAAGGCAUGGAGAAUUACUAUCAAUCCUACUUAUAGUUGUAUACAUAAUAAUGAGAUAUAAACUUCUGCUUU